Messenger RNA from Labeo rohita (rohu), 1766 nucleotides. Its product is annotated as Poly(U)-specific endoribonuclease-C-like. The coding region runs from base 89 to 961 and encodes 290 amino acids. Gene Ontology annotation, molecular function: RNA endonuclease activity. Lineage: Eukaryota; Metazoa; Chordata; Actinopteri; Cypriniformes; Cyprinidae. The record is from RefSeq and is a predicted model, not a curated record. The transcript is spliced from 7 exons.
CGUAAACACACCCAUCAAAAACCAGCUUUUUAUCGCUGGAGUGACUGAACGUGUUUCUUUGAACCACAAAGUGGAUUAACCUGUGAAAAUGGCCAGAGGUCAAGGCAUCAAUCGGGAGCUCUCAGAUUUGCUGAACGAACUGUGGAAGCUGGAUGUGAAUCGCAUGAUGCCUGGAAAAGACUAUAAAAUCAACCUACAGGGUAAGGCUGGCUUUGUAGCUGAAGGUAGCAAUCAUGCCAGGGACAGCGCUAGAGCUCCUCUUUUCUCCUAUGUCAAUGAAAACAAGCUCAAAAGCAUUGAUACUUAUGCCCACUUUAUAAAUCUGCUGGACAAUUAUGAGAUGUCUACAGGAGUGGCUGAGCAUGUGACAAAAGAGGAGCUUCAGGAGAAUCAUCUUUUCCUGGAUGCCAUUCUGAAGACAGAGGUCAUGAAGUGUGCCCACAGGUAUUUAGUACGCAAAGGUCUAGCCCAGUCGGAUCCAGCUAAGUUUAAGAGCCAGCUGUAUGACAUCUGGUUUAAGCUGUAUCGCAGAGACAAAAGUGGAGGGGAAGAUUCCUGUGGAUUUGAGCACGUGUUUGUUGGUGAAACCAAACAUGGUAAAGAGAUAAUGGGCCUCCACAACUGGGUCCAGUUUUACCAUCAGGAGAAACACAAUCAUGUAGACUACAAAGGAUACAAGGCCAGAAAUAACAAGGACACGCCGGACGAGGACGAUCACGUCUUGAACCUGCAGUUCAGCUGGAAUGGCCUGGUCAAGCCGGUCGGCAGUUGUUUCAUUGGCGUCAGCCCAGAGUUCGAGGUGGCUCUCUUUACUAUUGUCUUCUUUCUGUCUAAUGAGCGUGUGACCAAUGUUACAGUGAAGGUGGACGAGUACCUGCUUGAGAUUGUGGUGUACAGAUUCGGGCGCUCCAUUGGGACUUCAUACCCUAAAAUGAUCAGCAGCAACAACCGGGAUUUCUAGAUUUAUCAUAUCUGGUAUGAUUUAGAGGCUAACAUAGAUAAAGUUGGGUUGAUAGCCCAAAUAAUCACUACUACAGCUUGAGGUUCUUAAAUUCUCAAUCUUAAACUGCUAGUGUGAAAUAUAUGUGACCAAUAUAUGCUUUUAGAAAAACUGUCAGAUUGCAAAUGAUCCAUUUAAUUUUGUUAUAAAAUUCUGUAUACAGUUAUGUGCAAAAGUCUUAAGGCUUUCGUAGUUAGGUGAGCCUUAAAUUGCUUAGCCUAUAAACUAUAUAAACAGCUAUUUUGCAUUAGAUGCACUAAGUUUAAGUUCAAAGAAUGUACACAUUUUACUGUGUUUUUUUUUAAUGCUAUGCUGACAGUGAUUUAUGCAUAGAGGUUUUACAUAGACCCAACCUGACUGCUGCAAGCUUUUAGAAAUCAUGCUUUUUUGUUAAUUGAGCAAGAGAGUUACAAAUCAGAAAUGAAACACUUAUGUGUAUUUUAUUUUUUAUGAGACUUAAGCCAUCCACACAUCUUGUCAGUGUAUUUUUUUUUUGUAUGAACUCAGUGCUCAACUGCACUAGACGGAGUGGAACUUGAAAAAUGGGUCUUCAUAGAUGAAGAAUAUCACUUACACUUUCAUUACUUAUCCGUCCUUGAAACUCUAUAGCAUAAAAAAUAUUCUGCACAAAAAAAUUAUUUUGCUUUUUUUUUUUUUAUAAUGCAAACGAAAUGGAUACUUUGAAGUAUGUACUAUAACACUGCUGUUACAGUAAAAUAUGUGCCUUAUGUUUGUUGCAAUAAAGAUUGUUUCCGUUUAUAUAACA